Molecule: messenger RNA, 1713 nt
Organism: Paramecium sonneborni
Lineage: Eukaryota; Ciliophora; Oligohymenophorea; Peniculida; Parameciidae
Source: the annotation of a GenBank genome assembly
AUGAUUCAAACAUUAUCGAAAAUUGAUCCAAUUUAAUAGUAUUAUGUUAAUGAUCAUUAUGUUCACUCCAUUUCAGUAAAAGAAUUAAGAACAAAAUAAUCAUAUUCACCUAAAGCCUUAAUUUAAGGUUAUUGGAAGAAGGAUUAUUAAACAUUCAUGACACUUAAUUGUUCGAUUGAAGAAUAAAGAAUUAGUUUGCCUUAAAUAAGUGCAAAAUCUUAUUAAACAAGCGAAACUAAAAUUGAAAAAGAAUCAUUUGAAUCUUCUAAUAGUUUUAGCAAGAAUAUUUAUGCUGAUCUUAUUUUAUCAAAAUAUAAAAUAAAACCAACAAAUGCUAAUAAUUAAUAAUAAAGAAAAGAAAAAGAAUAUUUUAAACUACCUGGUAAACUUAUAAAAGGAAGGUUUUAACAUAAUAAAAAUAUUGAGACUAGGGUUUAUAAAAAAAAUAACAAUGAAUUAUCAAUAGAACGUUUAGAUAUAAAACCAUAAUUGGCUUCAAAACCUACAAUUCAAUCUACUCCACCUAGUAGUAAUUCGAUAGAUUGUUAAAACAAUUAAAUUAAACCAAUUAUAGAUAUAUCAAAAUUUAUUAAAAUUUAACUAAAUAAACCAUAAACACCUAUUCCUAAUAUAAUUCAAGAUGUAAUUACUAAAAAAGAAUUGAUUAAUAAAGUUUAAUUGAAAUCUUAUUUGAUAAGAUCUUUUAAUCAAUAAAUUACUAAUUUAGUAAUUAUUUAAUUUGAUGAAUUACUUGGAUUUUGUGAAGGAAGCUAUUAUGGAUUAUAAUUCGAUUUUAUAGAAAGUGAUCUUUAUUUUGAGUAUUAAAAUACAAAAUAACAUUAUUUCCAACAAUUAAUGCAUAACUCAUAAAUUUAUGUUUUAAAAAACUUAAAAGAAGCUAUAUUUAUCUUAUCUAAAACAUAUUAAAUAAUCCUGAUUACAGAAAAUAUGUAAUUGUAAUUAGUUGAAUAUGUAAAUUUGAACAAAUUACCAAUAAGUGCAAUUUAUUAGAUAAAAUCAUCAAAUAUAGCAUUUAUAGGGAUCAAAACAAUAGAUUGCUAAUAAAUUAUGGAAGAUCUAUAAAUUAAGAAGUUCAAUAAAAUUGCUUUAAUUUAGACAUAUGAGUUAUUAUAUAAAUCAAAUGAUGCUAUUUAAUAAAUUAAGGAGUAAAACAUAUUAUACCCUUAUGAAUAUGAUACAAGUUCUGAUCAUUUUUUUAUAUUACUUACACCAAGUUUAUGUAUGCAAAGUCUCUUAUAAAAUUAAUAAAAUCACUCCAAAUUAUUCUUACAUUCUCUCUACUUAAUUGAAUAAUUUUGUUAAUCAAUUUAGAUAGAUAAUAUUAAAGAUCGUUGUGCUUAAAAAAUACGUUAAUUAUUAUUAUAAGAACAUUAUAAAGAUUUAAUAGACAGAAUUAUAUUAAAAAUCUAGAAUAUUGAUUAAUUAAAAUAAUAGCCUUUAAUUUAAUAGCAGAGAUACUCAAAAAAAGAAAUGAUUGCAAGAAUAUCAGAAAAGUUUGAAAAUUAAUAAAAAUUCUAAGAAUUAUCAUAAGAUCUGGUUUUAAGAAAUAAGAAGAUUGUAAAAAGAAUCAGUAGGUACAAAUAAGAGUCUUUGAAUAUGCUUUAAAUUGUGAAGGUAUAACUUACAAGAGAACAUGAAUUACUACAUUAUUGUUAAAAAUUACUUGAUAAUUGUUAUUAUAUUAUAUUUUGA